AGUCAAGACCGGACCGGAUCAAGAACGGACUGUAAACAAUCCAAGUUUUGGUCCUUAUAUUUUCAAAAAGACCGGACUGGACUGUAUCAAUUUGGGCCAACCGGACUAGACCGUAUAUCCACCCCUAAUGUCUAUUAAACACCGAUUCGGGCGGAAUAUUUUAGGGGCCAUUUUUGGCAGAUUCCAAAUGUGUACCAUCACCGAUUUCGGGCGAUUUUUUGGAAAGGCAAUUUUCCUUGGAUUUUGAAGUCGACGGAUCGCAGAUUCGACCCUUGGGUUCUCUCCACCAAUGAUGAAUUCUAGUAAUCGCGAAUUUGUGCGAAAAUUUGGUCGAAUUUUUUCGGAGGGAAUUUUCGUUAUUUUUAUUUGAUAUUUUCGAAAGACCGUUUACCUUAGAUUUUGAAAGUUGCGGAUCACGGAUUCAGCCAAAAUCUAUUCUUUAGGGAUGAAUAAGUCUAUUGAACACCGAUUCAGGUGGAAUAUUUCAGGGGCCAUUUUUGGACGAUUCCAAAAGGAUGCUGUUUAUGGGUCGAAUGAUGAAUUAGAAAGGAGGGCUACUUAUACUGAAUUAGCAAGAGUAAAAGUGAGCAGCCAUCCCUGGAUAAUUGGUGUGGACUUUAACGCAGUUUUGAAAUCAGGGGAAGUCUCCUGGACGUGUGAGCCAACAAGUAGGGGUGUUCAUAGGCUGAACACCCCUAUCAACAAGGUGGAUUUUGGUAGUUGGCUUGCUUCGAUGAAGUUGUUUGAUCAUUGAGCACCGGACUGUUUUCCGCCCCUAUCAUCGUGUGUUGUAUUGGAACACUUCCCUUCCCUUUGAUUCAGUGGGAGUAUGGAUAAGGGCAUAUCAAGGUCCAAUUCAAUUUCCACCGUAAUGCCAAGUUGUGCGCUAGAUGAGUUGAAACCGUGUGCUGACAGAGGACAAAACUGAGACUGCGGAUCCCUCUCUCUUCCCACAUCAACUCCCUAAAAUUGAGACACACUGAAAUAAAUAUUCAUCCCCCACACUGAAAUCACUCACUCUGACGUCGACUGUGCUUCCUUCCCUUCCUUCCCAACUGUGGACGAUUCAAAUUGGGUUACUUCACUGCAUCCCUCUCCUUUAAAUUGGGUCAACUACGAUACUACUCAUCAGCCUGCCCCUGGUUUAGCUGAUAUUACUCUUCACUCUGUGUCUCUCUCUCUCUGCCUUGGUAGUCUAUUAAUGGCAACGCCAGAGGAAUACAGAGCUCUAGAGCUCAUUCGGCAGCACCUACUGGAAGACCAUUUCUCCUCCGCCGAUCUCUUCAUCACUGAUUUGAACUCCCGAAUCUCUUGCGUCUCCCAGGAGUUGCUGCUUCCUGUGGCCGUAAAACACGAAGAAGAAGAAGAAUGGCAAUCCCCUGCUUUGUGCUCUGACUCCAAUUCCCCUGAAUCCUACCUUGACACGUCCUCGCCGAAGCCUAGGGUUUCGGGUUCCUGUAGUGGGUCGUCGUCGCCAGAGCCGGAAGAGAGGGGGAGGCAGUUCAGAGGCGUGAGGAAGAGGCCGUGGGGCAAAUUUGCGGCGGAAAUCCGUGACCCGACCCAGAAAGGCAGCCGGGUGUGGCUAGGGACUUUUGACAGCGACGUGGAUGCCGCCAAAGCCUACGACUUCGCCGCUUUUGAAAUGAGGGGGAGGAAAGCAAUCCUCAAUUUCCCACUAGAAGCUGGCAAGUCCGACCCGCCAGCUGCCUGCACUGUCCGGAGACGGAGGAGGAUGAAGAAAACGGCGCCGGAUUCGGUGAAAGCAUCCCCCGCCCGGGAACUGGAAAUGGGUCCCUUCUAAGGAUACAUAUAGUGUGUGUGGGGCUUGCUGGAGUUUAGUUGAUUGUGUAGAUCAUCAAGUUAAUUAAUUAAUUAGAAAGCUUCAUUAUGGUGCACCUAAAUGACAUAAUAUUUGGGUGGAGUUCUGAGUAACUUUAUGUAUAACCCAAUAAGAAUUCGCCACAUCAGCGUUUAUUUUUUUCUCCUCGAAAAAGUUUUAAUUUUCCUUCCUUAAUUUUUAACGGAUCAUUUCUCACUCGUUUUAACUCGGAAUUUAACUUUUUUUGCACAGUUAGAACAGAUUUAUUGUGUUCUUCAAAAUUAUAUCCACUUUGAUAUUUUUUGGAACAAAAAUUUUUUGUCAGU
Linum trigynum is the source of this 2145-nucleotide messenger RNA. NCBI's taxonomy places the organism in Eukaryota, Viridiplantae, Streptophyta, Magnoliopsida, Malpighiales, Linaceae. The record is from the annotation of a GenBank genome assembly.